Molecule: messenger RNA, 525 nt
Organism: Closterium sp. NIES-67
Lineage: Eukaryota; Viridiplantae; Streptophyta; Zygnematophyceae; Desmidiales; Closteriaceae
Source: the annotation of a GenBank genome assembly
UUGUCCAACACCACCGCUGACACCACUAGCCAUCUAAGUUUUGCCUCGAAAUCUGGAAAAUCACCUAACAAAAGUCAUGUCUAGGCUUCAACUCCUAGAACAUCCGAUGCAGCCAUGGCUGCUCUUCGCUUCGUUUCCGUCCUCACCCUUAGCCUCACGUACCUUCCUUCACUCCACACGAUCGCAUCCUCUCGAAAAUUUGGUCGAGGUAUCUCAUCACAAAAAAGUAAGGUCCCAAAACCCACCCGUAACUGUCCCACAGGACUCUUUUGCAACGGUUCCGGGACACAGACGUUAGGUCAGUUCAGGGACCAAAGGAAGGACAGGCUCGCUCUUGUCGGGAGGGACAGCCAGGGGACAUUUGCGGGACAGGUACAUGCCAGGCGAGGGAUUGCCGGAGGCCACCUGUAGGUCAUAUGAGAGACACUUACAGGACAAAACCCACCACAGUACAUCCUAUAUUUAGUAGGGUCCAGUUUGCUAUACAAUGAUAUAGGCAUGUACCAUUUUAACUAUAAUAUGGCA